AGGCGCGCCAUAGAGGGAGUGGUGGACAUCACAAAGCUCUGCCUGAUGGAGAUGAACCAGCAGGAACUGGCCGACACACUGAGGGGCGGAAUGGUCUCUGCUACCACUUCCGGGUCUGAAGAGAACUUCUCAUGUCCCAUCUGUCUGGAUGUGUUCAACAGCCCAGUCUCCACACCAUGUGGACACAACUUCUGCAGAACCUGUAUUACAAAGUUCUGGGAUGACAAAGACCAGUACAAAUGUCCAGUUUGCAACGAGCUCUUUCACACACGACCUGAUAUACAGGACAAUACCCUCUUAUCAGAGAUGGUUGAUCAGUUUAGAAGGUCUGUAAGAGUAAAAGAGCAGCCUUGUGUUGAACCUGAAGUUCCCUGUGACAUCUGUACUGGGACCCAGCUGAAGGCCGUGAAGUCCUGCCUAGUGUGUUUUAUCUCAUACUGCCAAACCCACCUGGAGCCACAUCAGAGAGUCACAGUUUUGAAGCGCCAUGAGCUGGUCGAGCCUAUGGACCGUCUGGAAGAGAAGAUGUGUAAGAAACACAACCAACCUCUGGAGCUCUUCUGCCAGACUGAACAGGUGUGUGUGUGUCAGUUAUGCACGGUGACGGACCACAAGUCCCAUCCUGUUGUACCUCUGAAGGAGGAAUAUGAAGUGAAGAUGGCCCAGCUGGGCGAGAUCGAGUCUGAAGUUCAGCAGACGAUCCAGGAGAGACAACGAAAGAUUGAGGAGAUCAAGGAUAGAGAGGAACGCUGCAAAGCAGACGCGGCCAGUGAGAUCGCCCCUGGUGUCCAGGCCCUCAAUGCCCUGAAGGACUGCAUUGUAGAUGGCCUGGAAAACCUAGACCAGAUGGUUAAAGAGAAACUAAAAUCCACAGAAGAACAAGUUUCAGGCCUAGUCAAAGAGCUGGAGCAGGAAAUAGAAGAUAUAAGGUCAGAGGUGAAGCAGCUCUCACACAUUGAAGACCCCCUCCACUUCCUCCAGACGUUGAGAUCCCUGAAUAAUCCUCCAGACACCAGGGACUGGACGACGGUGGAGAUCCACUGUCCGUCAAUGAUAACGUCCUACAUAGACAACCUGGACAGGCUGAUUCACACACUGAACAGGAGCAUGGAUAGAGUGCCUGACCUGGAGUCAGCUCUAAAGAGAUAUGGCCGUAGACUUACACUGGAUGGAUACACAGCCCACAAAGAACUCUCUUUGUCUCAGUACAACAGAACGGUGACAAUGGAUAAAAGGAAUCGUUCGUAUUUUGAUCACCCAAAGAAAUUCGACUCCUUGCACCAGGUGUUGUGUAGAGAGGGUCUGACUGGCCGCUGUUACUGGGAGGUAGAGUGGGAAAGAAGUGUUGAGAUAGGAGUGACAUACAGAGGAAUCCCAAGGAAAGGAAAUGAAGGGGGUCUUGCACGGCACAACCAGGCCUGGUGUCUUUAUUGUCGGAGAGAUCGUUACACCGCCUGUCACAACAAUAAGACACGCACAUAUAUCCGCCCCGAUGGCUCCACCAGAGUAGGAGUGUAUCUGGACCGGCCUGCUGGCACUCUGUCCUUCUACAGAGUGUCCCCAGAUGGGGAAGAUUCCUCAGACACACUGAAACACAUCCACACCUUCCAGUCCACAUUCACAGAGGAACUCUAUCCUGCGUUUGGAAUGUGUGGGUAUGAUUCCUCAGUGAAGCUGUGUUAGUUGUAGUCAAACAUAUACAUGUACGCGCGCACUGUCAAGUAAGGUCGAUUGCUUGGAGUCCAGGAGACAGGGCGGAGGUGGAGAUGUCUGUGGGCGGAUAAGGGCUGGGGAGGCAUGGGCUGUUGGGGAAUUACCAAGGCCUAGGGGGAUGUGGGGGUUUUACCAGCAGGGGCUGAAGGAUGUUAAAGAGGCAUGGAUUUACUUAUGUCAGUAUUACUUAUGUAUCAGUUUUACGUAUCGGUUUUAUUCAUGUAUCAGUUAAAAAUCAUAGAAUCAUAUAUCAUGUUUUAGUAUCAUCAUAAAUCUAUCAUUUUCUUUGUUUUAGUAUCAUCAUAAAUCUAUCUUCUUUUUUUAUAUCUAUCAUUCAUUAUAGGAUUUAUCAUGUUGUUUUGACAUAAUCGAUUAUGGAAGGAAGCACUUAAAAAGAUGAAAGCACUUGUUGGUAAAAUUGUGUUGUCCUACACUUAUGACAUGUUGUAUUGUUGUAUUGUUUGACAUUUUAUGAUCUUACACAUAUGAUAUGUUGUAUUGGUGUAUUGUUUAUCAUUAUAUGGUGUAUUUGACUUAUUAGUAUAAUUUGUGGAACAAGUAAGAACAAUCUGAAGGCAGAGCACGUGCCUGAGAGUAUCCCUUCCAUGCGAGUUAGAAAGGUACCAAGGUCACAGUGACCUGAUGCAGGCCAGCUGCAUAGGAUAGAUAAGAGAAAGGGGAGGUAACAGAGGUAAAACUUCUAUAAAAAGGGCUGGAAGACGCAGAGACAACGAGAGAUCAACCCGACGGGGGCUCUAUGCAGGAGAGCCCUGGGCCCUUUGCGAUCAACAGACUUUUGGACUUAGAAAUAUUAGGACAUCCUCUCUCCAACACUCUACAGAUACCUGCAGCCUUACCCUCCCGGUGCAAGGGGAGAUCUCUGCCAUAGCCCAACAGGGCUGUGAAGGCUACUGGCUGUGGGACCAUCUGAUGAGACCUUCCUGGCUGUGGGACCGUUUGACGAGACCGACCCUCCGUGCCCGAGGAGAGAUAGAGAACCCCUCUCUCUCCCUCUGUCGACACUGGAGCAUCCCAUACCAGCGCGGCUCUCCAUCUUCACACAGCUGAGGGAAGUGUUGGAUGUAGUGUAGAGAGGUAAAAAUCAGGUAUCUAAAUUAUUGUAGAUUAAAUCAGAUUUAUAGACAAACCCACCCAGAUGUGUUCCAGAUGUAUUUUAUGUCACUUAUUUAGAAGUGUCACUGACGGCAUUUUAUUGGUCACUACAUUAUAUGUAUUAUCAUACUUUUUUGAUGGCCUUUAUCGCUUGCUGCAAUGUCCCGGAUAUUAAUCCUGCAAAUAAAACUAUAUUCAAACCA
This is a messenger RNA of Gadus morhua (Atlantic cod), 3029 nucleotides long. RefSeq names its product E3 ubiquitin-protein ligase TRIM47-like. The record is from RefSeq and is a predicted model, not a curated record. Lineage: Eukaryota; Metazoa; Chordata; Actinopteri; Gadiformes; Gadidae. Bases 46 to 1683 code for a protein of 545 amino acids. The transcript has 3 exons. Gene Ontology annotation, molecular function: protein binding; zinc ion binding.